AUUGGUUUGACACGAAAAUUGAACGCAUUUUUGCCGUACAUUGAAGUGAUCACUGGUUUCGUAAACAUCACUCAAAUCGACACCAAAUUGACGUCAAAACCAAUGCUUUAGUCAUUCAAUACAUACACCAAUUGUCCGCAAAUGUCGACCAAAACCGGGAUUUCCAUCGAUAACAGCAGCCUCAAGUUUCUUGAGCUCAAGAAGUAUGUCAUAUCCGGCGGCGAGUCGACCGCCGAUGGACUCAAGUCUGUGGCCAUUGAUAAUCACUCGCAGACGGUGUUCGCCAUCACAUCCACUCACCUGUUGGUCACACCAUUGCCACAGCUGUUGGCGUUUGAGUGGAACAAAUCGGUGAUCAACGAGACGGUGGAGCGGUUCCCGCACUUCAAGAUCGCACUCAACUUCACACCACAUCUCAUAUCGAUAUCGGCCGCCGGUUUCGGCCAUAAGAUAGCCGUCUGUGGCGCCGAUUAUCAGUCAUCGACGGCGCCGUUUAUCAUAUUCUUUGACGUGUCCGAUGUCCACAGGAAUCAGUCACAGAGCUUACCAUUCAAUCGCAUAAACCUAUUCAACAGCACCGGACACGUGUCGGAUAUCGUGUGGCACCCGGAGCUCAACGACCAGUGCUUCGGCUGCUGUGUGAGCGACGGAUCCUUUUUUCUCGUCUCCAUCGGCGACCCGGCGUCCAAACAGUGCGCCAUUUUGGCGGACAUACGACCG
Oppiella nova is the source of this 720-nucleotide messenger RNA. NCBI's taxonomy places the organism in Eukaryota, Metazoa, Arthropoda, Arachnida, Sarcoptiformes, Oppiidae. The record is from the annotation of a GenBank genome assembly.